Messenger RNA from Trichomycterus rosablanca, 1759 nucleotides. It is a transcript of the gene cdc20, whose product is annotated as cell division cycle 20 homolog. Gene Ontology annotation, molecular function: anaphase-promoting complex binding; ubiquitin ligase activator activity; protein binding. Lineage: Eukaryota; Metazoa; Chordata; Actinopteri; Siluriformes; Trichomycteridae. Gene Ontology annotation, biological process: positive regulation of ubiquitin protein ligase activity; anaphase-promoting complex-dependent catabolic process; positive regulation of anaphase-promoting complex-dependent catabolic process. The record is from RefSeq and is a predicted model, not a curated record. Bases 169 to 1659 code for a protein of 496 amino acids. Gene Ontology annotation, cellular component: anaphase-promoting complex. The transcript is spliced from 11 exons.
GUGAUUUAGUUGUUCACACUCACCUGUUUCAGACGAGAGAAAACAAACUGCGAUUAACUUAAAAGGAAAUAAGAUUAUUUUAUUGGUUUUAAUUCAUUAUUAGCUGUUUGUUUAUUGCUUUGAAACGAUUGUGGAGUUUUGGAGUUUCCAGCUCCUUCCUCGCUCGCCAUGGCCCACUUCGGUUUUGAAAACGACAUCCACAGCGUGCUGAAGCUGGACAUGCCCAUCACCAACGCCCCCAUGGCCAGGUGGCAGAGAAAAGCCAGCACGUCCACGUCGGCCAACACGAGCGCCCUCUCCCCCAACAAAAGUACCAACCGCUCACUGAGCAUGUCCAAGACGCCCAGCAAGACACCAGGGAAGAACGGGAAGACUCAGAGCACGCCCUCAAAAGCCGGCGGUGACCGAUUCAUCCCGAUUCGAAAUGCCAAACAGAUGGACGUGGCGAGCUUCCUGAUCUCCAAGGAGAACGAACCUGCCGAGGAACCCGUCUCCUCAUCCUCACAGUCGACUCAGAAGGCGUGGUCCGUAACGCUGAAUGGAUACGAUCUGGAGGAGGCCAAGAUCCUGCAUCUGGGAGGAAAGCCGCUCAACGCUCCUGAAGGUUACCAGAAUAAUUUGAAGGUUCUGUACAGCCAGGUUCCAACACCCGUCUCAGUAAAGAAGAGCCGCUACAUCUCCUCAGUUCCAGAGAGAAUUCUAGAUGCUCCUGAGCUCAGGAACGAUUUCUAUUUGAACCUGAUGGACUGGGGUAGGCAGAACCUGCUGGCCGUUGCUCUGGCCGAACACGUGUACCUGUGGGACGCCGCGGUGGGCGACAUCGUCCUGCUGAAGAAGAUGGAAGAGGAGAACGGCUACAUCUGCGCCGUCUCCUGGAGCAAAGACGGAAACUUCCUAGCUAUCGGAACCAGCGACUGUAAAGUGGAGUUGUGGGACGUGCAGUAUCAGAAGCGUUUGCGCAGUAUGGACGGCCAUCAGGCCCGAGUCGGCUGCCUGAGCUGGAACGAUCACGUCUUAUCCAGUGGAUCCAGAUCGGGUUUGAUCCACCAGCACGACGUGCGUGUCGCCGAUCACCACGUGUUCACGCUCAGAGGGCACUCGCAGGAGAUCUGCGGCCUCACCUGGUCACCUGACGGCAGGUAUCUGGCCAGCGGAGGAAACGACAACCUGGUGAACAUCUGGCCAGCCAUGCAGGGCGGAGCUCAGGCUCCAGUGCACUCGUUCAGCGAACAUCAAGGAGCUGUGAAGGCGUUGGCGUGGUGCCCGUGGCAGCCGAGCAUCCUGGCAUCAGGAGGAGGAACGAGUGACCGACACAUUCGCAUCUGGAACGUCAACAGCGGCUCCUGCGUCAGUUCCUGGGACACGCAGUCUCAGGUCUCAUCGCUUCUGUUUGCACCAAACUAUAAGGAGCUGGUCUCGGGUCACGGUUUCGCCCACGACAAGAUCUUCAUCUGGAAGUAUCCCUCCCUCACUAAAGUCACGGAGCUGGAGGGUCACGAAGGCCGCAUCCUAAAUCUGACCCUCAGUCCCGACGGCUCCACCGUGGCCUCGGUCAGCGCCGACGAAACCAUCCGGCUGUGGAAGUGCUUCGAGAAAGAUCCGGCCAAAAAAGCCAAACCUGCCGGCAGCAGCAGCAUCAUCCAGCAACACAUUAGAUAACCGGUUUCACCAUCAGCACCCCCGACCCCGCCCAUUCGUGAUAAUUUAUGUAUAAAGGAAUGUUGUAAAGUUUGCAAUAAAGGUUUUACAUUCGUUUUAA